AUGUACCUGGCCGGGGCGGCGGUGGCCGCGGCCGCGCUGUUGUGGCUGCAGCGGCGGCUCUGGCCGCACCUGUGGGCGGACGCGCGGUUCCUGCUGCGGGCGCUGCUGUGCCGCCGCCGGGUGCUGCGGGGCGCGGGAUCCAGCCUGGCCCAGCGCUUCGCCGGCCUGGCGCGGGCGGCCCCGCAGCGGCUCUUCCUGCGCUUCGAGGGGCAGCGCUUCAGCUACGGGCAGGCGGAGCGGGCGAGCCGGCGGGUGGCGAACGCGCUGCGCGCCUGGCGCGGCCCCGGGGGGCCCCUGCGGCCCGGCCAGACCGUGGCGCUGCUGGUGGGCAACGAGCCCGGCUUCGUGUGGGCCUGGCUGGGGCUGGCCCGGCUGGGGGCCGUGCCCGCCUUCCUGGGCACCGGCCUGCGCCGCGGGGCGCUGCUGCAUUGCCUACGGGGCUGCGGGGCGCGGGCGCUGCUGGUGGCGCGCGAUCUGUAUGAAGCUGUGGAGCCCUUGCUGCCCACCCUGCAGGAGCAGGGCAUCGUGGUGUGGAUGUUGGGCCCGGGCCCCUGCCCGCCAGGGGUCACCAGCCUGCAGGAGCUGAUGGAGGAGGCAUCCGAAGAGCCGGUGCCCUCAGACUUAUCCACACCCAGGGACAUGAUGGACACCUGCCUCUACAUCUUCACCUCGGGCACCACAGGGCUGCCCAAGGCUGCCCGCAUCAGCCACCUCAAGUCCAUCAUGUGCCUGGGCUUCUACCGCCUGGUGGGGGCCUCCAGCAAGGACGUGAUCUACGUGGCGCUGCCCCUGUACCACAUGUCGGGCUCCCUGCUGGGCAUCGUCGGCUGCAUCGGGAUCGGUGCCACAUGUGUGCUGAAGAGGAAGUUCUCAGCCAGCCAGUUCUGGGGCGACUGCCAGCACUACGGGGUGACCGUGUUCCAGUACAUCGGGGAGCUGUGCCGCUACCUUGUCAACCAGCCCAAGAGAGAAGGGGAGCGGGAUCACAGCCUGCACCUGGCCGUGGGCAGUGGGCUGCGGCCCGACGUCUGGCGGGAUUUCCUGCAGCGCUUCGGCAACGUCCGCAUCGUGGAGACCUACGGCAUGACCGAGGGCAACAUCACCUUCUUCAACUACACCAGCACCCUGGGGGCGGUCGGCCGCGGCAGCUUCCUCUACAAGCUCUUCUGCCCCUUCGAGCUGGUGCGCUACGACGUGCUGCAGGGGGCGCCGGUGCGGGACGCGGCCGGGUGGUGCCAGCGGGUCAGCCCAGGCGAGACGGGGCUGCUGAUCGCGCCGGUGACCCCCCAGAACCCCUUCCUGGGCUACGCGGGCGGCCGGGAGCUCUCGGAGCACAAGCUGCUGCGCGGGGUCUUCGCCGAGGGAGACGCCUACUUCAACACGGGCGACCUCAUGGCCCAGGACGCCGCCCAGUUUGUGUAUUUCCGGGACCGUACCGGGGACACCUACAGGUGGAAAGGUGAGAACGUCGCGACGACGGAGGUGGCCGAGGCCCUGGCCGCACUGGACCCGCUGCAGGAAGUCAAUGUCUACGGGGUCACCGUGCCAGGGUACGAGGGCCGGGCUGGGAUGGCCGCCAUUGUCCUGCGGCCGGGCUGCGAGCUGGAUGGGGCCCGUCUGUACAGCCAUGUGGUGGAGUUCCUGCCCCCCUACGCCCGGCCCCGCUUCCUGAGAGUGCAGGACCAGCUGGCGAUGACACAGACCUUCAAGCAGCACAAGGUGCGUCUGGCCAGCGAGGGCUGCGAUCCCACGCGCCUCGUGGACCCGCUGUACCUGCUGGAUGACGCCUCGGGGGCCUACGUGCCCCUGACCCCGCGGCUGUGGGAGGGCGUCGUCUCGGGGGCUGUCCGGAUAUAA
This is a messenger RNA of Emys orbicularis (European pond turtle), 1857 nucleotides long. It is a transcript of the gene SLC27A3, whose product is annotated as solute carrier family 27 member 3. Gene Ontology annotation, molecular function: long-chain fatty acid-CoA ligase activity; long-chain fatty acid transmembrane transporter activity. The transcript is spliced from 10 exons. The record is from RefSeq and is a predicted model, not a curated record. The coding region runs from base 1 to 1857 and encodes 618 amino acids. NCBI's taxonomy places the organism in Eukaryota, Metazoa, Chordata, Testudines, Emydidae. Gene Ontology annotation, cellular component: endoplasmic reticulum.